AUAUUAACAACGGAUCCCUGGCGGUAGUGGGAUUCGGGUAAAUUCGCGUGUUGGAGACGGGGUGCGCCGUCACCGCGCUUUCUGCAUCGGGUUACGCCAUUCAUCCAGGGUCAUUCGGUUCACCAGGGGUAACGCAGCAGUAACGGCGACCGGACAAACACGAUGGAUACAUCACGGGCGCGCGUGCCACCGUUUUCCUCAUGAACCGACCGGCGGCGGCGGCAGCAGCAGCAGCAGCAUCUGCGUGCGGGUUUGGGUUUAUCUCUUACCGGGCUGGCGUGAAACCGAUCCCGUCUGGCGGAUCGUCUGCCAGGCUGACUCACCACCGGAGUGUUUGAAAGGUCCCGUGAGAGUGAAAGUGAAGAGAGGCUGAGACGUUACAUCACAACGUGGCAGAGAAAGUGAGAGACGUGGAGAACUGAGUGAGACGUGCGAGAGACGAGGACAAAACAACAAGCAGGAAGUAAAGCUCUGGAGUCUUUGACCCCCUGACCUUUGAACUCUAGCCACAGAGCCAACAUGAAUGACCAGAACGUAGUAAAAGAGGGUUGGGUUCAGAAGAGAGGUGAAUACAUUAAGAACUGGAGACCACGGUACUUUCUGUUAAAGACGGAUGGAUCAUUUAUUGGAUAUAAAGAAAAGCCGCAGGAUGCUGAUUUGGCGUAUCCUCUCAACAACUUCUCUGUGGCCAAGUGUCAGCUGAUGAAGACAGAGAGGCCAAAGCCCAACACCUUCAUCAUCAGAUGCCUGCAGUGGACCACUGUGAUUGAACGCACAUUUCAUGUAGACACACCCGAUGAGAGGGAUGAGUGGGUCGAGGCUAUUCAGAUGGUGGCGGACAAGCUCGCCAAACAGGAAGAAGAGGGAAUCUUGUGUAACCCCAUCUCUCAGGUUGAAAACGUCAACGAGGAAGAGAUGGACACGUCAACCAGUCAUCACAAACGAAAGACAAUGAGUGACUUUGACUAUCUAAAGUUAUUGGGUAAAGGCACAUUCGGGAAGGUGAUUUUGGUGCGAGAGAAAGCCAGCGGAACGUAUUAUGCAAUGAAGAUCCUGAAAAAGGAGGUUAUUAUUGCUAAGGAUGAAGUGGCUCACACACUUACAGAGAGCAGAGUUUUGAAAAACACUAGACAUCCAUUUUUAACAUCGCUGAAGUAUUCGUUUCAGACGAAGGAUCGAUUAUGUUUUGUUAUGGAAUACGUAAAUGGAGGAGAGCUGUUUUUUCAUCUGUCGAGGGAACGUGUGUUUUCGGAGGAUAGAACUCGCUUCUAUGGCGCUGAAAUAGUUUCUGCGUUAGACUACCUGCACUCGGCAAAGAUCGUUUACCGUGACCUUAAACUGGAAAACCUAAUGUUGGAUAAGGACGGUCACAUAAAGAUCACAGAUUUCGGUCUGUGUAAGGAGGGCAUUACGGACGCCGCCACUAUGAAAACAUUCUGCGGGACACCAGAAUAUUUGGCGCCUGAGGUAUUGGAGGACAAUGACUAUGGGAGAGCAGUGGACUGGUGGGGUUUGGGUGUUGUUAUGUACGAGAUGAUGUGUGGACGCCUUCCCUUUUAUAAUCAGGACCACGAGAAGCUGUUUGAGUUGAUUUUGAUGGAAGAGAUCAAAUUUCCCAGAACUCUCUCUGCCGAUGCCAAGUCAUUACUGUCCGGAUUACUUAUCAAAGACCCCAACAAGAGGCUUGGGGGCGGUCCGGAUGAUGCUAAAGACAUCAUGGGACACAGUUUCUUCAAUGCGGUGGACUGGCAAGAUGUCUAUGACAAAAAGCUGGUUCCUCCCUUCAUGCCACAAGUGUCAUCUGAAACUGACACCAGAUAUUUUGAUGAGGAGUUCACAGCACAGACCAUCACCAUCACACCACCAGAGAAGUAUGAUGAGGACGGGAUGGACUCGGAAGAAAGGCGACCACAUUUCCCACAAUUCUCUUAUUCGGCUAGCGGACGGGAGUGAUGUCACGAAAUAACGCCGUCAUUCACCUGAGGCCGGUGGAGGAAACCACCGUAGCCAUGCUAGAAAGAGCCCGCCCCUCAUAUUCCCUUCGAUUCAAUACUGAUAGACAUAGGGAGUCGGUUUUGUUGCUUUCUGUUUGUUUUUUGGUUUAAUUUGUUGAUGUGGGACUUAAAAAGGGGUUUUGCACAGGGUGAGACUUAAGCUAGUCAACCCACAUUAAAAAGUCUUGUACACUUUCAGCUUGUUGUUUACAGACCAUGGACAGUGUUUUGGGGGGAAUAUGAUCAGUAUUGUCGAUGACCUGAUUUUUUUUUUGCACUUGCUUAUAAGAGCCGUAAUGGGGAACAAACCAAAAAUGUUGCCUUAUGUGUGUGGAUCUCCUCUGUCAGACGGACAGAUGGACGGACGGACGGACAGACAGACAUGUAGUUAGGGUUAUUAGAAGCAGCACUAGUUCAGUUCCAGUGAGGCUCAAUUGUUUUUUAUUUAACGCACACAUUCUCCUUCGGAGGUGUCGAAGGGUCUCGUUCCUUUUUCGUGCUUUCGGUAUACGUUCGAGAAAGUGUUUCGCAGGAUGCUAGUGUUGUUAUUUUCAUUAUUUUAUCCUCACGCUCUGAAAUAAAGGUUUAAGUUGCAAAUACACAACAUUACAAACAGCUGCCGUUACUGUAUAAUCUCUCAGGCAAUUCAGAACACGAGUGAAUCUCACCAAAAUAUUGUGAGCAUGCCCAAAAUUACAAUUACAUUUUAUGUAAAUAAUACAAUUACUGUACAUCAUAUCUCACAAUUUUCCAAAACUGACUGUAAAUAAUGUAAGCGUCAUGGCAGUAUUUAAAUAACUUGACAUUAUGAAGGACUGUAAUUCUGAAAACAGUACAGUAAUGAUAAUUAAGUGUGAAAUCCCUCACGAAACGUAACCAACUAUAGUAAUUCACCAUGGGUUUAAUUGUAGUAAGGGAUGGGACCAUGGCACAUUUGGGUAAGAUUCACUCAAAAUCUAUACCCACCGCUGGGUGAAACCCACCCAAAUAUGACAUUUAUCGUCUUGUCGUUACUUUCUCAUCUCUGAUCAACUAAAACAGAGAAGCCUAAGAACCGAAUGAAGUGCAGUCCAAAACGGAGAAAGCACGGUUCAAGGAAUAAUUCAGCCGAAAAUAAUUUAUGUAGCUGUUUUACUCUCUCUAACAUCAUCCUAGGUGUGUAUGACUUCCUUAUUUUAGCCAAACACAGUCAGAGUUAUAUUAAAUAAUAUCCUGGCUCUUUCAAGCUUUAUAAUGGCAUUGGAUAGUGCCCCAUUUUUUAAAGCUUAAAAAUGCAUCCAUCAAACACUAAUUUAAACAGUUAUUAAAUGGGUGAAGUGAUGGUUUUUGAUGGGUGGAUUGGUUUUUGGAGCUUUAAAAUUGGGCACCAUCACAGAGUUAAAUUAAAGGGAUGGUUCACCCAAAAAUGACAAUUCUUUCAUCAUUUACUCUCUCUCAUGUUGUU
This is a messenger RNA of Paramisgurnus dabryanus, 3438 nucleotides long. It is a transcript of the gene akt3b, whose product is annotated as v-akt murine thymoma viral oncogene homolog 3b. Gene Ontology annotation, molecular function: ATP binding; protein serine/threonine kinase activity. Lineage: Eukaryota; Metazoa; Chordata; Actinopteri; Cypriniformes; Cobitidae. Gene Ontology annotation, biological process: protein phosphorylation. The record is from RefSeq and is a predicted model, not a curated record.